Molecule: messenger RNA, 6372 nt
Organism: Equus quagga
Lineage: Eukaryota; Metazoa; Chordata; Mammalia; Perissodactyla; Equidae
Gene: GJC1
Product: gap junction protein gamma 1
Exons: 6
Coding region: 641-1831 (396 amino acids)
Biological process (GO): cell communication
Cellular component (GO): connexin complex
Source: RefSeq, a predicted model, not a curated record
UUUGACUUCCCUAUUCAGCCUUCUCUACAACUGCUUCCCAAACAUCCUCCAUCAUGUUCCAGUCUAAGAGCCUUCUUAUGCGACUUUUCACUCACACCGUUUUCUCCAUCUGCCUUGCCUCUACUUCCCACCCCAGCUCUGCCUGGUGAAACCAUACCCAUCCUUCAGAGACCCACUUGUCUUCUGCAGGAAAGUAAGGAUUGCUUUCUGAAAAAAGUCAAAAUGUUAAUUGGUAAUGGAAGUCUAGGAGGUUUUGGCUAUUACAAAUGAAAUUGUUAUGAACAUUUAUGUGCAAAUGAUUUUACAGACAUAUGGUUUCACUUGUUGAAUAAAUGCCCAGGAGCAGAAUGGCUGGAUCAUUGAUGCAGGUGUUUUCUUUCUCUGGGCCGUUGAAUCUGUAAAUCACCUCCUGUGGAUGCUGGUGUCCCACUGACGGAGAGCCAGCUGUUGGGUGUUUUAACUAAACAGCUUGCUCCUAGUUGGCUGCUCAGAUCCCAGCGACCUUGCCUGCUCCAGGGAAUAGAGAGGGAAUAGAGCACUCAGGAGGGACUCUGGAAAAGUUGUAAGCAAAACAUCAUUUCUCUAAGAAAAUUUUGGAUAACAGAAGUUCUGGAUAACAGGGCAAACCAAUUCAAUCACCAUGAGUUGGAGCUUCCUGACUCGCCUGCUAGAGGAGAUCCACAACCAUUCCACAUUUGUGGGGAAGAUCUGGUUCACAGUAUUGAUUGUCUUCCGGAUUGUCCUUACAGCCGUAGGAGGAGAGUCCAUCUAUUACGACGAGCAAAGCAAAUUUGUGUGCAACACAGAGCAGCCAGGUUGUGAGAAUGUCUGCUAUGAUGCCUUUGCACCCCUCUCCCAUGUGCGCUUCUGGGUGUUCCAGAUCAUACUGGUGGCAACCCCCUCAGUGAUGUACCUGGGCUAUGCCAUUCAUAAGAUUGCCAAAAUGGAGCAUGGUGAAGCAGACAAGAAGGCGGCUCGGAGCAAACUCUAUGCAAUGCGUUGGAAACAGCACAGGGCUCUGGAAGAAACAGAAGAAGACCAUGAAGAGGAUCCCAUGAUGUAUCCAGAAAUGGAAUUAGAAAGCGAAAAAGAAAAUAAAGAGCAGAACCAACCUAAACCCAAGCAUGAUGGUCGACGGCGGAUUCGAGAGGAUGGGCUCAUGAAAAUCUAUGUCCUGCAGUUGCUGGCAAGGACUGUGUUUGAGGUGGGUUUUCUGAUAGGGCAGUAUUUUCUGUAUGGCUUCCAAGUCCAUCCAUUUUAUGUUUGCAGCAGAAUUCCAUGCCCUCACAAGAUAGACUGCUUUAUUUCUAGACCCACUGAAAAGACCAUCUUCCUUCUGAUAAUGUAUGGUGUUACAGGCCUUUGCCUAUUGCUUAACAUUUGGGAGAUGCUUCAUUUAGGGUUUGGGACAAUUCGGGACUCACUAAACAGUAAAAGGAGGGAACUAGAAGAUCCGGGUGCUUAUAAUUAUCCUUUCACUUGGAAUACACCAUCUGCUCCCCCUGGCUAUAACAUUGCCGUCAAACCAGAUCAAAUCCAGUACACCGAACUGUCCAAUGCUAAGAUUGCCUACAAGCAAAACAAAGCCAACAUUGCCCAGGAACAACAGUACGGCAGCCAUGAGGAGAACCUCCCAGCUGACCUGGAGACUCUGCAACGGGAGAUCAGGAUGGCUCAGGAACGCUUGGAUCUAGCAAUCCAGGCCUAUAGUCACCAAAACAACCCCCAUGGUCCCCGGGGGAAAAAAGCCAAAGUGGGGUCCAAAGCUGGGUCCAACAAAAGCAGUGCUAGUAGCAAAUCAGGGGAUGGGAAGACCUCCGUCUGGAUUUAAUCUUGGCUGGACUUAAAACUUGUGCUUUUCAUAGUUUAUGGUAAGCAGCGACUCACUGAAUAAUGACUUCCAUUGAGUAAACAUUUGGCUCUGGUUAUCUUCAGGGAUGCUGUUGGCUCACGAUCCAAGCUCAGGGGACUCUGAAGGCGGGGCUGGGACAAGGGAAGAGAAUGGGAAACACAGUGUUCCUGGGCACAUGUUCCGGCAAUACUACAGUUGCAGAACUUUACAUUUGUGUCUUCCAGAUCUGGAAAUGAAGAAAUAUAUUGAAAUCAUUCUUGUUGAACAGUUUUUGUAUGUACAGUAUUAUGGUACUUUUUUUUUAGUAUGAGAACUUUUUUUUGUAUUUGUACAUUGGACCACUGUAGUUAUACUUUUAUAUUAAAGGAAAAAAAUCCUUAUCCUUAAGGUAAUGCCUGUUAGGCUAGUGUUAUUACUUUGUUCAGCAAAUUCUACCCUGGGUUUAAAGUUUUAAUAGAUACUACACCCAAUAAAAGUGCCUCUCAUGUUGCAGGGGAGAUUUCAGGUAUGUCAGGAGCUGGAGGAGGAGGAGUCAGUUUUCAGUCUUGGAAAGAAAGUCCACAGUAGAAGGAGUAGAGAUCUUCUCUCUUAUCCUUGAGAAAUCUGUGAAUCUCAUUCAUGUGCCCAGAAUUGUAUGCAGUCUUUGAAAACCUGUUUGUAUUUUUAGAGGAGAUAAAUGAUUCACUGCGUGACUCCUUAAAUGUCAAGCAUUCCAAUGUGUGCGUCGAUGGUGUGUAUAUAAUGGCUGAUACACAAAGGUGUCCUCAGUCCACUAGCGGCGUGGAGACCCUGGCUAGAGUUGUUACUAAGAUUCCUCUAUCACAAAGCAAAGCCACACCUGGAAAAUGAGCCCUAAUAGGAUGUUUAGUUGUGGACCUGUUUGAUUUGCCUUAAAUCUCUGUCCAGAAACCUGCCUCUCUCUGGUUUCUUAAGAAGCCAGUGAUGGAUAUUUUCUUUGUAUGUUAACAUUAGAAAUAGAAAAGUUCCCUUGUAGGCUAAGCUACUUCUACUGCAUAUGGCAGAAGGCCUAAAUCCAAAUUCCUUAUUUUUUAUAGUUUACCAUGGAACUUUUAUAAUUUACAUAGUCUUCUGCCAAUGUAGGUUUCUGCCUGGAAGACCAGUCAGACCUGGGACAUCUGUAAAUAGACCUAAAGAGGAUUUCAGUAUUUAUAGACCUAAAGAGAAUUUCAGUAUUUAUUUCCUAUGGGCAUAUAUAUUUGUCAAUGACAUGCAUUAAUGUUCACGUAACACUUGUAAUUUGCAGUAUUUUAUGACCAUUUUCAACCUUAUAUUAUGUUGGAGAGCUUUGCUCUCCCGUCAUGUUCACAUGGUUUAUCUUGCUGUUUAUGAUCUUCUGAGUAAGAGCUGGGUAGAGAUUUAAAAGAAGGAGCCUUUGCUUCACCAGGGAGCAGUGCCUCAUUUUCUGACAGAAAGCUAUUGCAGGCCACCUCUGACUUUGAAACUCCAAAAGUAUUAUUUUUUAUAUCUUGAUUUUAAAAUGCCUAUUCUCCAUUAUUUAGGAGAAUCCUAGAACAGCAUCCUUUGUGCACUUGUUUUUCAUUUGUUUUUUUUUCUUUGUUCUCCAUCACACUUCCCCCUCUCCCCCCAAAAAAAAGAAAGUAGGAGAUUUAAGCUUAUCUUCUGGCCAUGCAUUUACCUUUCUUUUCUUUAUAUAUAUAUAUAUAUAUUUUAUAUAUAUAUAUAUAUAUAUAUAUAUAUAUAUAUUUUAGCCUAGAGAAGCUCCUCAGGAUCUCUAAACAUUUUAAGCAAAAAGUAAACUCAGGUGAGACUGAAGUGGAAAUUUCAGAAAAUGAGAUACAUGUAUGUAUCCUGGAUAACUGACAUGCGUUUCCUUCAAACCAAAUGUUUAAUAAGGAAAUUCAAUAAUUAUUGUAAGAAAGCAGGCAAAAUUUUAAAUACCUAAGCCUAGCUAAGAUAAAGAACUGCCAAUUAAUUCUUAUGUCACUAGAACUUCAAGUAGAUUUCUUAAUUGAAGGACAGAAAAUAUGCAUACACUCACAUCCGUCCAUUCAGAGCCUGGAGGAGAACAGAGUGGCUUUGCCAGCGGAAAGGUUGGGGAUUUGAGAGUGAUGAAGAGGCAAGGAAUCAAGCAGAAAUGCCAAGCAGACAUUUGGCGCCAGAAGCAUCCGCUUAGUUUCUACAAACAGUGCCCCUGGUGUUUCAUCUUGGCUUGUUCUGAUGAGAUUGUUGUCUUUUGUGUCUGGAUAAUUCUUCAACUUAAUAUAUAGAAAGAUAUUCUAAGUCACUUCACAUGUGCACACACUUAAAAUCUAUUUUUCUCUCACUAAAGUUUUAGUUAUGACAUGGAGUUCCCAACUCUCACUGCUUUCUUAGUACAUUUCUUUCAGCCUUUGAACAUAUGAGUUUGCCAAAGCCAUUUUCCUAAAGACAUGUUAUGGACCUACGUUAAAGAAAUGGCCAUAUCAGUGUCUAGCUUAACCCUUAAUUGCGUCUACAUUGAAUCUAUAAUAAUAUUGUUUUGGAACUUAGAAGUAUUUGUAUAAGAAGCCUGACAACAGUUCUUUUUCCUGUCAAAAUCAUAUUCCUUUGAAUUGCCUUCUAAGACAUGCUCUGCCGUCUGACGUUUGCUGCUUUAACUAGGAGCUAGGUCCUUCACGUACUAGAGUCAGGGUAUAACCAGCAACAUGCUUAUAUUCCUUAACAUAUUGGGCUUAUUCAGAUGCGGUGUGUCCUUUGUUCAUCUAUGUUAAAAUCUGUUAUUCAGAAGAGAUGUAUAAAAUAGGCUUUUUUCUUAGGGCAAGUUUGAGGGCAGAAUUAGAUAAAAUUUUCCCCUAAAGAAAUAUUAACGUUUGUUUUGUGGCUUUGUCUUUGCUUUAUGACUUAGUUUUGCCUGUUUCUAUAUUUGUUCAUUUAAAACCACAAGUGUGUUACUUCAUUUGAAGUCAUUUUUUCUGGGGAUUUUCCUUGACUAAUGUCUAUAGAGUUACUUUCGAUAAAAAUGAACUUUGCCAUCUAAAAUGAUUCUCACAGGUUAGGACUCCCACAUCUCUAUCUUUUAAAAAGAACACCUGUAUCUUUCAAGAGAAAAAAAUCAUCGUUAGGUAACUUAAUCUGUCAUUCCUUCUUGGUAUGAAAUUAGGCAGUUGACUUGACUUUUCCAAGUUUCAGCAGCCACUUUGCUCUCAGAAGGGUUACGAAGUAAAGAGAGUCUCUGGUAAAAGAUAUUAAAAGACCAACUAUUAUUGGUCAUUUGUCUGAGCUUAAAGCUCCAAAAAAAGUAGUUGAAAGAAGAAGGUGAUGGUAGUAAGAUGUCCUUCAGUGCUGUUUAUCACAAGAAUCAGUGAUGGUUUAAAACUUGCUCUAAGCAGUUUAUACCAAGAAUGGACUUAAAUAUUAUUCCUGUUAGUCAUACCUAUGCUUUUACCCAUUAAGCUUAUAAAUGUUGAUGCUUUAUGCUUUCUGUCUCAUUUAAACGACAGUACACUUCUAAAAAUACCAACUAUAGUUUAUGAUAAAUUUUUGGCCAGCCAGCUUUUGGAAAAAGGCAGGUAUGUUAUACUUGAACCUACUUCAAGAAAUGCCUUUUUAUAAAGGAAAAGUCUUUCCUGACUGAAGAAAAGCACCUGAAGUCAAAAAUACACACUUGCUGGUCAUGUUGAUUGGAAGGUUCCAGGUAUUAGAUUAAAUUUAUCUUUAUAAAAUCAUGUAAUCUCAUGAAGAGUCUUAUUACCUGAAAAUAAUAAAACCCCUGCGCCUAUACAGUGCAGAGUUUGGAAAUUAAAUUUCAACUCACCUAUAUAUCAUAAAUGAGUAAUAAUUCAGUCACCAUCAAAUGUUAGAAUCAUAAAAUUGAAUUGCAUACUUGUCACUCAUGCUGGCCACACAAAACAUCAUGGAGAGUUUAAAAGAUUUUAUUUGUUGUUCCUAAUGCAGUUAUGUUGUUUUGUUGUUUUUAAUAAUGAUGUUAACUUAGUUUGGUUCUUGCACAUUCCACGUUAAUAAUCAUGCUUUUUACAGAAGCAAUCCAUAGUAUCCCAGAAUCCAGGCAUCCAAACAAGAGUCCUACUCCCAUGCAAAAUUUCUACGUAAAUAAAAAACUGAGAAUCUGCAUUUCAGAGUUGGCUUGUUGAACCAGCAAAGACAUUUUUCUAUAUACUUCCAAGAUUGGAAAUGCUUUUCUUUAUUGUACUCUCAAUUGUGUUUUCUUUAAUAAAUCUCUUACAGAAGUCUCUACCUCGGGCACUAAGUGUUAGAUACGGUUAGCAUAUUGAUACUGAAAAACUUAGCUAGGACUUCCAACUUUUUAAGAUAAUUUAAAAGUAAAAUUCAACUGUUAAACCAGAAAUCUAAUGUCAUGUGGUGUGGUUUGGAUAUUGUAUGAACAGCGAAGGAAUUACCCAUUCUAGUGCCAAAGAUCACUCGUUGCUAAUUUUGUGCUAUACAGUCGAUGUGAAACUUUAUGGUUGGGACAGACUCUGUGCUCAGGGCCUUGUCUCUAGGAAGAUUUUGUCAGUUCCAAAUACAGUUUUAGAAGAUUA